Daphnia carinata is the source of this 3564-nucleotide messenger RNA. It is a transcript of the gene Clk, whose product is annotated as circadian locomoter output cycles protein kaput-like. Gene Ontology annotation, biological process: regulation of transcription by RNA polymerase II; circadian regulation of gene expression. The transcript is spliced from 18 exons. The record is from RefSeq and is a predicted model, not a curated record. Gene Ontology annotation, cellular component: CLOCK-BMAL transcription complex; cytoplasm; nucleus. Bases 242 to 2902 code for a protein of 886 amino acids. Lineage: Eukaryota; Metazoa; Arthropoda; Branchiopoda; Diplostraca; Daphniidae. Gene Ontology annotation, molecular function: protein dimerization activity; DNA-binding transcription factor activity, RNA polymerase II-specific; RNA polymerase II cis-regulatory region sequence-specific DNA binding.
UACCGUCUUCUGGUAGAGGGUGGCUUUACGAAGUACUCGGCUAGAUACAUGGCCUUGACCAUACUACUAUAAUGUUUUAAUUUUAUGUCUUUUUUAAAGGAAUCCAAUGGCAUAUCAGUGUUAUGUUUUCGUAAACUUCAUCGCCGUUUUACCGUCUUCAACUGUUGUGGUCGUCAACAGAGGAGACGGCAGAUCGUAGUUGUGAUCCACUUGAUCUCUGCAGCUCAAUGUGAUAGUCAACAUGAGUGUGAAAUCCCAGCCUGGUGGGCUAUCAAGUUCAAAACUUAGGAAAACAACAGCCUCCAAAAUAUCAGAUGAUGGAUUGGAGGAAGAGAUGGAUGAGAAAGGAGUCAUCAAAAGGAAGUCUAGGAACUUAAGUGAAAAGAAACGACGCGACCAAUUCAACAUACUUAUCAAUGAGCUAUGUUCUAUGGUUUGUACUGGCAAAAGGAAAAUGGAUAAAUCUACUAUUCUAAAAUCUGCCAUAUCAUUUAUCCGUAAUCAUAAUCAAGCUACAAUGCAGUCUAAUUGCCAAGAAGCUGUUCAAGAAGAUUGGAAACCAUCAUUUUUGUCUAAUGAAGAAUUCACUCAUUUAAUGUUAGAGGCACUGGACGAAUUUAUUAUUGUGUUUUCCUCUACCGGGAAGAUCUUGUACGUUUCGGAAAACAUAACGUGCCUUUUGGGGCACAGUCCUAAUGACCUGAUAGGCUCAUCCCUUUCUGAUCUGGUCUGGGAGGAAGAAAAAAUUGUUGUAGAAUCUUUACUUGGCUCGUGGGGGGCUGAACAUGAAAACAGUCAAGGAACCGGGAAUAAGGAAAAUCAUAUUAGCUUAAGUUGCCAUCUACGUCGGGGAAAUAUUGUCGAUUCCAAUGCAGAAAGCUCCAGUUAUGAACUGGUGUUUUUCUCGGGUUAUUACCGUGUUCAAGGCAACCCUGACAUAUCUUCAAUGUCCCGAAUGUCGUCCUCCUGGGGAGAGGACAGCAAGGAAAGCACGAAUUUUGGCGAUGCAUUAUCGCAAUAUAACGGAUUGGUUUUCGUCGCCAGUGCUCGUUUACAGACCCCGCAGCUUUCAGUUGAAAUGUCUAUCGUAGAUGUUUCCAAAAGUGAAUUUACAUCGAGACACAGCUUAGAAUGGAAAUUUCUAUUUCUUGAUCAUCGGGGGCCUCCGAUCAUAGGUUAUCUUCCUUUUGAAGUUCUCGGAACAUCGGGGUACGAUUAUUACCACGUUGACGACCUCGAGAAAGUUUCUACGUGUCAUGAAGCCCUGAUGCAGAAGGGUGAAGUCACUUCGUGCUGUUACCGUUUUUUGACCAAAGGGCAACAGUGGAUUUGGUUGCAGACCAAAUAUUACAUCACAUAUCACCAAUGGUAUUCCAAACCGGAAUUUAUAGUCUGCUCGCAUCGAGUUAUAAGUCAUAGUCAAAUUAAUGGACACAUGCUAAGAGCAGAAAGUGCAGAAGGUGAUCGCAUUCCUUCGACGACCAAUGUAUCCAAACAGUUGAAAUCUGAAAAAGUGGGUUCAUAUCUAGGAAAAAAUGCAAAAUCUGAUGACAGGAAUGUUUUUCAAGAAGACACUAAAAAACAUCCGAAAAAAAACGUUUUUGGAAAUCAAUCAAAUCGAGAUCGUAUUAAAAGUAAUAGACAUGCUUUUACUCAGAGUGUACGGCAACAGCAAACAAAUUCUUCGUCAAGUGAUCUUCAGCCACCCGAGAGUCCAAGUGGAGAAUCGGCCAUACUGAGACCGCCGCCGUUACCUAUCGCUGAAUCCAUGUCGCAACAUGUGCGUCAUCCAUCUGGAUCAUCUCGCGUUGGAACUGCCUUAUCAGAUACUGGAUCCAUUUCUAGUUCAGGUUCAUUUCAAUCGGCCGCUUCCAUGCAGUCCGAUCAGUCAAUGCAUUCGAUACAUAGCCAUAACUCCAUGCAAUCUGUUCAUGGUCAACAAGCACACCAAGGAACGUCCUCGUUUCGUUCCGGCAACCAAUCAUGUUCUGUGCACAGCUGCGUUAAUACGAAUCAUAAUCAUCACAAUAAGCAACCAGUUCCACAGUUUCUUAGCCAACAUGGAAUUUCUUCUGCAAACAGCAUGCAAAUUAGCAAUUCAAAUCAGCAAAUUAACACCCAGUCAAGAAUGGGAGAAGUGCAGUCAAAUUUUUCGCCGUCAACUCCAAUUUCUUCAGCUGCGAUAUCAAAUGCUGGGCACAGAUUCCUGCAACCGCGUGUUAACAGCGGAUCUUCUGUGAGACGUGUUUUUUCGCCUGCUGGCGUCCCAGCUACAGCGGCAGCGGCUAAUCCAGUUUCAAAUAGUGGGUCAUCUUUUGCAUAUCAAUCGGUUGCGAUAGGAAUGGAGACACCUGGAGCCACGGUCCCUGUUCAAAGAAUCAUAGAGGGGGUACCUGUAGUGACCUUACCCGGCAUAGUCGCUCACGAGCCAAUCGUAAUGACGGCUGCUCAGAGAGAAUUCCACGAGCGUUUGAAAAUGAAGCACUUGGAAAUUCAGAAAUCGAUCCUGGCGCAGCAAGAAGAACUGCGACGUGUUGAGACGGAACUUCUACUAGCACAGUACGGAGCGUGGGGUCCUACCGUACUGAAGAUGACAGUUCCUUAUGCUGAUAAUGAUGGCACCUCUUCUGCCACACAGCCAACUGUUUUGAGUUCGGGCGAACUGGUGACCUGUUACACGACGGAAAAUACAAUACCUGUAGGUCAACAGUCUUCUGCCCAGGUUGGUAAUUCGGGUGCAGGGCAGAUGACAUUUUCUCCCGGCACGUCGAUUCUUGUCCAGAGUCCCCCUGAAAUUCAUGCGCGCAGUCCGGAAAGGGAUUUUCUUUCUCAUGAAAUUCAAAUAUUACUUGCUCAGAGCCUGCUACAAGACAAUACCGCAUCUACUGAAUACCUUCCGUGAAACGUAGUCUCGUCGGCUUCAGGGUCAAUCAAAAUGUUGUUAUUAAUUGGCGCGUUUCACGUCGAACGCGUUGCUAGUGUUGACCAAGUGACAUUGAUUGACAAUCACAUUUUGUGAUUUUAUGCUCGCCAUUGGUAGAGCAUUUAAAACUACUGCUAGAGAAUUUAACACACGGCUGAUAGACGGUGCGUUAGGUAGAAUGUUAUUUUCACAAUUUUAGAAAUGUCAGGUAUGUCGUUUUAAUUUUUAAAAUUUAUUUGUUAUUCAAGCUGGUGCUUCAAUAACAAAUGGAGAAUGUUAGGCCUAAUUUUUGUAUGUUAGAUGUUUUAUUUUAUUAUUUUUUAAAAAUUGUUUCUGUUGAAAUUAAAGUUUCACAAUUUGUGUUUUAAAGAAUAGUGGUCACGUAUGGGACACAUUGCCAUAUCUAGUUUUGGAAAAACAAAAAAAAAUCCAUUUGAUGUUAUACAUUUAUUUUGUCAACUGUUGUACCGGGCGAGAAAAGGGUACCGUGUUACAAUUCGUAGCUUGAAUAAGAGCUUUACUGUCAACGUGAGUCACGCUGUUGAUCCCCAAAUCAUUUAUCUGUAUAUAUAUAUAUAUUGGUGACAAAGAUAGAUAUAUUAUUCAUUGUUUCAAUUUUUGCGGAAAACAGACGUUCAAUU